AAAAAAAAAAAUGAUGAGCUGUGAGACCGACUGCGGGCCCUACACAGCCCCAGGAGACAGUGCACAGCUCAUUUGCUUACAUUUGCAGCUGACGGCUGCCACCUCUCUAGAGGCGCCUGGCAGAGAGCCUCUCAACAUCAGAUUGUGACCAGUCUGGAGACCUGCAGCCACAGCCAUGAACUACCCACUCACCCUGGAAAUGGAAUACAUGAACUUGGAGGACCUGUACAAGGAAAUGGACAGCUACAAUGACAGCACAGACGCCUCUGUGGUGGAAAAUCACCUCUGCCUGACAGCGGAAGGGCCCCUGCUGACCUCCUUCAAGGCCGUGUUCGUGCCUGUGGCCUACAGCCUCAUAUUCCUCCUGGGUGUGACGGGCAACAUCCUGGUGCUGGUGAUCCUGGAGCGUCACCGGCAGACGCGCAGCUCCACCGAGACCUUCCUGUUCCACCUGGCGGUGGCCGACCUCUUACUCGUCUUCAUCCUGCCCUUUGCUGUGGCCGAGGGCUCUGUGGGCUGGGUCCUGGGGACCCUCCUCUGCAAAACUGUCAUUGCUCUGCACAAGGUCAACUUCUACUGCAGCAGCCUGCUCCUGGCCUGCAUCGCUGUGGACCGCUACCUGGCCAUCGUCCACGCCGUCCACGCCUACCGCCACCGCCGCCUUCUUUCCAUUCACAUCACCUGCGCAACCAUCUGGCUGGCGGGCCUCCUCUUCGCCUUGCCGGAGAUUCUCUUCGCCAAGGUCAGCCAACCCCAUUACAACAACUCCCUGCCACGCUGCACCUUCUCCCAAGAGAACCAAGCUGAGACCAACGCCUGGUUCACCUCCCGCUUCCUCUACCACGUGGGGGGAUUCCUGCUGCCGAUGCUAGUGAUGGGCUGGUGCUACGUGGGGGUGGUACACAGGUUGCGCCAGGCCCAGCGGCGCCCUCAGCGCCAGAAGGCAGUCAGGGUGGCCAUCCUGGUGACGAGCGUCUUCUUUCUCUGCUGGUCACCCUACCACAUCGUCAUCUUCCUGGACACCCUGGCGAGGCUGAAGGCCGUGGACAACAGUUGCGAGCUGAAUGGUUCUCUCCCCGUGGCCAUCACCAUGUGUGAGUUCCUGGGCCUGGCCCACUGCUGCCUCAACCCCAUGCUCUACACUUUUGCCGGCGUGAAGUUCCGCAGUGACCUGUCUCGGCUUCUUACCAAGUUGGGCUGUUCUGGCCCUGCCUCGCUGUGCCAGCUUUUCCCUAGUUGGCGCAAGAGCAGUCUCUCUGAGUCAGAGAAUGCCACCUCCCUCACCACCUUCUAG
Molecule: messenger RNA, 1294 nt
Organism: Carlito syrichta (Philippine tarsier)
Lineage: Eukaryota; Metazoa; Chordata; Mammalia; Primates; Tarsiidae
Gene: CXCR5
Product: C-X-C motif chemokine receptor 5
Exons: 2
Coding region: 176-1294 (372 amino acids)
Biological process (GO): lymph node development; G protein-coupled receptor signaling pathway; immune response
Cellular component (GO): membrane
Molecular function (GO): C-X-C chemokine receptor activity
Source: RefSeq, a predicted model, not a curated record